Molecule: messenger RNA, 733 nt
Organism: Mustela lutreola (European mink)
Lineage: Eukaryota; Metazoa; Chordata; Mammalia; Carnivora; Mustelidae
Gene: TMEM18
Product: transmembrane protein 18
Exons: 6
Coding region: 101-583 (160 amino acids)
Cellular component (GO): nuclear membrane
Source: RefSeq, a predicted model, not a curated record
GCGGAAAUCCCGCGAGAGGAGACGCCGGAGGCGUUCCCGGGGCGAUCCGACGGGGCGGGGACCGAGACGGCGGUGGUGAGGGUGGGCUUUUCCGGGGACGAUGCCCUCCGCCUUCUCGGUCAGCUCUUUCCCCGUCAGCAUUCCGGCCGUGAUCACGGUUGCCAGAAAGCUUGGAGAAGAUGCCGUCGGGGAAUUGGGACGCCUCCGACCUCCCAGGCCCCGAAGUCAGACAGACUGGACCGAGCCGUGGCUGCUGGGACUGGCCGUCUUCCACGUGCUGUGCCUGCUGCUCACAUGUCUGUCCUCCCAGAGGCACGGACUUCAGGUCGGACACUUCCUGUGCCUGGUGACUUUGGUCUAUGGUGCUGAGUAUAUCAACGAAGUCGCGGCCAUGAACUGGAGAUUAUUUUCGAAAUACCAGUAUUUCGACUCACGGGGGAUGUUCAUUUCCAUAGUGUUUUCGGCGCCGCUGCUGCUCAACGCCAUGAUCAUCGUGGUGAUGUGGGUCCGGAAGACCCUGGAUGUGAUGACCGACCUGAAGACCCUGCAGGAGACGAGAAGACGAAGGAAAAGGAAAGACUGACGCGGGCGGUCGUGUCGGUUUCUUGGGGGCACCGGGUUCCUCCGCGUCCUCGCCCCCCGCCUCCCUGUCGGCGGCCCGCACGUCUCACGGAGGGUCCGCGCCCCAGAGCACACCUCGCGUUGCCCUUGAAAUAAACGCUGCUGACACUGC